Messenger RNA from Lodderomyces jiufengensis, 2460 nucleotides. RefSeq lists its product as uncharacterized. The transcript has a single exon. The record is from RefSeq and is a predicted model, not a curated record. The coding region runs from base 1 to 2460 and encodes 819 amino acids. Lineage: Eukaryota; Fungi; Ascomycota; Pichiomycetes; Serinales; Debaryomycetaceae.
AUGAUAAGAACAGAAUCGAUAGAUUUUCAUAGUCAUUUACCACCUUAUAGAUCUUUAUUGAAUCCAAAUGCAAGAUAUGAUUAUAAAACUCAUAAAUUAAUUCCUUUAAGUCAAAAUGAUUUAAAUUUUUUACAUUCAAUAUUUAAAAAUGGUGGUAGAUCUACACCUUUAUUAUUGGGGAAUACGAAUAAAAAUAACAAUAAUAACAAUAAUAAUAAAUACAAAAAUAGACAUUACCCAAGUGAUUCAAUAAGUCGUAAUGGUUCACAAUAUAGUCAACAACAAAAACAAAAUCAGAAUCAAUGCUCACUACAAUCAAAGUCAAGAUCAAGGUUUAAUAACUCAAGCUCAUACUAUUAUAGUCAAUCAAGGUUUGGAGAACAACAAGACUCGAAAUCAAGUCAAUUCAUGGGAGAUAUUGAGGAUAACUCAUCUAACUCGAUAAUUAAUUCAAAUGAUAUACCUCCUUCAACUGCAUCUUCAUCUUCAUCGAUAAAGUCAAAUUCAACUUCAAAUUUCAUAUUCGCAAACAAUAAUCGUAACAAUCAUCAAUCCACUCCUUUUAAAAUGAAAUAUAGAAGUUUAUUAAAUGAUGUUGGUAGAACUAUUUCGUUAAGAUUGAGUAAUAGUAAUUUGAUUGCUAACUCUCUUCAACACUCAUCAGGUAUAAAUUCAGUUUCAAGAUCAAGCACCAUAUUGGGAAACGCAAAAUUUACGUCAAUUACAAAUAUUAAGGAAUUACCUAUUGAAAUUCUAGAUUACAUAUUUUAUUUCAUCGAUGAAAAAUCUGAUUACAAAAACUGUCUUUUUACCUGCAAAUUAUUUUAUUGUAUGUCAAAACCAUAUUAUUAUGAAAAUUUAGAAUUUACAUCUACUUAUAGAUUUGCUCAAUUUAUAUCUUAUUUAAGAUUGAAUUCAGAAAUUGGUCAAUAUGUUAAGAAAAUUGAUUUAUCUGGUAUAAAACCUGGAUAUGAUGAAGAUGCAGAGAAUGAAGCAAAUCAUUAUAAUGAUAUCAUUGGAGAAAAUGAUGAAGAUGAGAUUGUAAGUUUACCUUCCAAUAAAACUUUGGCAGGCUGGAGAGAUUGGAAAUUUAAAAAUAAUCCACUUUAUACUAUUCAUCCAUCACCCAAUGCAUUAUCCAAAACUAGAUCAAACGCUUCAUAUUCUCAACUACUGAUUGUAUCAUCCAAGUCAAAUUCUUCACAAAAAUCAUCUUCCUCCAAAAAAUUUUCUAAACCAUUCAAAUAUUUGAAAUCAAAGAAAAGACGUAGAGCUUUUAACAAUGGCCCAAAAACAAGAAAAACUCCAAGAUUGGAGUAUUUAAAACUUCCACCUAACUCAAUUCCAACUGGAUCAGACAAAAUUUCGACUCCUCAUCCAUUAAUCAAUAAAUUUUUACUUAAUUAUUCUACAUCAAAAGAUGUUCCUAUAGGUUAUGUUUUACAUUUGAUCAAUUUAUGUCCCAAUAUCACAAGUUUGAACCUUGGUAAUUUAUCAUUAUCCACUGAUUAUGAAAUCUCAAGGACUUCAAUUCAUAAAUACCAAAAUUUUGAUUUGAUGAACAAUCAUCCAAAAGAUCUUUUGACAAAAAUUGACAAUUGUAUGAAGUUUGAUGGACUCGAUACUUUGUGUUCUUUUGAUGGUAAUAGUAUAUUUAAUAGUCAUCAUCUUUUUUCAUUCAAACCUCAUGGAUCUAAUGUUUCAACAGCUUCCUCGAUUUAUUCAGUCACUACAUUCACAAAACCAAUAAGAAAAUAUAAUAGUUUACUACCUCCAUUACCACAAACUGUAUCUGAUAUAUCAUAUUUAAAUAAAGGUGACGGUAAAGUUUACCUUUCAGAUUUAAAUUUAAAGUCAAUAAAUAACUCAUAUUUGAAAAAGAAAGAUGAAAGUGAAGUAUUAAGAGCAAUCACCAGAAACUACGGUAAAAGAGUUCUUUCUUAUAACUAUGGUUUGAAUCAACAACAACCCCAACACCAACAACAACCAAUUGAUGCUGAUAUUUCAGGUAAUUUAAGAUAUUUAAACUUGUCAUCAAUGAUUUGGCUUAAUCGUACAUUGAUUGAGAACUUCCUUAAAAAGUUAUUAACUAGAAGGUCAAACAAUUUAUUAGCUUAUGGAUUUUAUGAUAAUGAUGAAUUUUCAAAUUAUGACAUGAAUGAUGGAUCUGGAGAAGAUUUACUAAAUUCUGAUAUUAAUUCAUUAUCAUCAGAACUGGAUUCAGAAGAUGAAAAUAAUAAAGUUCAACCAAUUGUAUAUAAACAAGAUUUAAUUAUUGAUUUAACUGAUUCAGGAAUGUAUAAAAAUUUAUUAUGGGCUAAAAAAUUAGAUCUUAAUACUUUAGAAGGUUGUAAAUUAGCUAAAAAGAUUAUUUGUAAUGAAUUAAAAACUCCAUUUGAGGAAUUUAUGAUUAGAGAAAGAAACAGAAGAGGUAGAUUAGGUGAGAAUUAUUUAGCUUGA